AUGACACAAAAGACGAUCCUCGUUACUGCUGCCAAUGGCACUGUUGGCGGUUCUCUGGUUGCAUCGCUCUUAGACCAAGGCUUCAAUGUCAAUGCAUUGGUGAGAAAUACAGAGUCGGACACAGCUCGCGAAUUUGAAAAGCGUGGAGCCAAAAUUUUCAAGGGAGAUUUUGACGAUAUCCCGUCACUUCAAAAAGCAUCGCAAGGGAUCUGGGGAGUAUUCGUCAAUGCCAUUCCAGUGCAUGGUACCUUGGACGAACUGCGACAUAACAUUAACGUUAUCAAUGCUGCUAAAGAAGCUGGAGCCAAGUUUGCACUGUAUAUGAGUGUCACCAUGACGGAUAUCAAAGACCAGUUCCCUAAUUUUGGCCCUCAGCAUCCAAAUUACAACUAUUGGCAAGCUAAAUAUGAGACAGAGAAAGCACUUGAACGGGCUGGAUUCGACUAUUGGACUAUCCUUCGGCCUGGAGUCUUCCUGAACACCUUCUGUGGACCUGUGGCCACUUUCUUGUGGCCAACCUUUCAGAAGCAGCAUGUCAUUCUAUCACCAAUCCCGCCUUCAGCCACUCAAUCCCUAAUUGAUCCUGACGACAUCGCUCGCUACGCUACUGCAGCAUUUGCAGAUCCAGAUACUUUCAAUGGUCAAGCUAUCGACCUUAGCGGUGAAGAAAUUACUCUAAAGGACUUUGCCAAGCUCAUCACCGAUAUUACUGGUAUUGACAUCAAAGUAGAACAUCUUUCCAGAGAGGAAGCAGCUAGUCGUGGUGUGCCAGAAGUAAUUAAUUGGUGGAAUGACUGGAAAACAGCACUUAGUUACAGCAUCGACUAUGACCGUUUGGAGCAAUUUCCCAUUCAGCGCACGACAUCUGAAGAGUACGUAAAGAACCACAAGGACGCUAUUAUCAACUUUUUGUCAACAUGA
Messenger RNA from Umbelopsis ramanniana AG, 921 nucleotides. RefSeq lists its product as uncharacterized. Lineage: Eukaryota; Fungi; Mucoromycota; Umbelopsidomycetes; Umbelopsidales; Umbelopsidaceae. The transcript has a single exon. The record is from RefSeq and is a predicted model, not a curated record. Bases 1 to 921 code for a protein of 306 amino acids.